GAUUUACAAUUCUUGAUGGAAGAAUAUAAAUCUACCUUUCAAAUCAAAAACCAUAAUUUAGAUAACACUUUACAAAAGAAUAUUAACAUUUCUCAAUCACCUACUUCAACUAUUGAAACCCACCCCGAUGAAGAAAACAACACAAGUUCUAUAGAUAUAAAACAGAUACAAAGCACUGUUUCUUUCAAAUCAAAUCUUAAUAAUACCUCUAAACAGAUAAUAAAUACAACUUCUGUUUCAUCUAACCUUAGAGAAAUUAAGCACAGCUUAGAAUCUCAAAUUCUUGACUUAAUCAAACUAAAAUUAUUAGAAGAAAAAGUGAUUGAUAAAUUUAUAAAUUUGGAAAAUAAGAAGAGAGUUA
This is a messenger RNA of Racocetra fulgida, 361 nucleotides long. The record is from the annotation of a GenBank genome assembly. NCBI's taxonomy places the organism in Eukaryota, Fungi, Glomeromycota, Glomeromycetes, Diversisporales, Gigasporaceae.